Molecule: messenger RNA, 2350 nt
Organism: Acanthoscelides obtectus
Lineage: Eukaryota; Metazoa; Arthropoda; Insecta; Coleoptera; Chrysomelidae
Source: the annotation of a GenBank genome assembly
GUCUAUUCUCCCGCUCCACCGUCAUUGUACUCUAUGUUUUGUGGUCACUUGUGUUAUUUGUGGAAAAUGGAAUUUUGGAGGAACAAAUUUCCGUGUAAAAAGAAUUACAUACACUGUCAUGAACGCGUUGAAUCUGCACUAACCUCCAAAUACGUGAUUGUUGAGUGUACCAUGUACCAUCUCCGAUGGUGCGACUGAUACACUGAAAUUAAAAUAAAAAACUGCAACUGCAAUUGUAUGUAUAAAGGUUGAAAAUCUUGAACAGUCUUGGACCAGUGCUGUUAAAAUAUCGUUGAGGAACUGGAAAGAAGUGUAUGAAUGUGUUGAAACCCAACACCUAACAAAAAAUUGAGUGAAAAGGCUUUUUCAUGUAAGGUUUUGGAAGUGCAAGUUUGCAAAUGUAGGAUAAACUAUAAACAUACGAUCAACGUUUCCCAACUUGUCCACAGAGCCCGAGAAUCCGUAAACUUUUGUUUAGAAGAAUGUGGAUCAACACGCAUAAUUUUAAUACAUCAUAUGCUGUAGAAAUGGGGAAGCACGUUUCAAAACAAAGUCGAAUCGCCUACAAAUUGGUAAACGGCUUAAACCGCACGAUGGGGAAAUACAUGGAUUUUUUAUCUUUUUGCCUCUCUGUAACCACAACCAACAGCAACCAGCGCUGUAACGUGCUCAUUAGCAACUCAUCAGUGCGUUAUACGUCUAGUAGUCCUGCAGACACUUGAAUGGAAAGCAAACAAAUGGAUGUGAUCGUUUGAAAAACUCAAAAAUGUUGUGCGUAGGUAGGCGAAAAAUCUGACGAUUUCCAACGGCGAUCCGUUGGUAGGUGGAGAACGUCAGAUUUUCCGCCUACCUCAGCACAACUAUCUUCAACUUCAAACACAAGGAUGAAAUAGAGUGGCACCGGCCAAAUUAUUAACAUACAUCAAAAGCGUAUGUUAUGGGCAAUGCAGGUAAUUGGUCGCUGACGUUAAUGACCGAGUAUUGACGUGAAAGCCUACUGCGGACGGGCAAUGUUGUAUUGUGGUAUAUCCAUUCACGUUGAUGGCUAAGAAGGACCUGGUAAUGGUACAAAGGCGAACGGGUAAAAAUACGUAUUAAUUAUAGGCGUGGAAGUCAAAAUGAAAGAGCGAUAUUUGGAUAAAUUCAAAAAUGAGGUGAUAACAUGUCUAACACGGAAGUAUGAAAUUAUAGAAGAAAUGAGAAUUCAGUCUAGAAUAAAAAUCGUAGGAUACAAGACCAGCGAAAAACCUACACCAAAAAUAAUAAAAGCAAUAAUCGUACGGGAAACUUUUUUCCGUAGAUAAUAUCAAAAUAACAUACACUAACUAUAUUAAACCAAACAAUUCUUACACAAUAUUUGCAGAAUCGACUGGAGAUCUAUUCAAAAUUAUACUUAAUGAAAAUGAAGGUAGGCUGUUGUUGGACUGGCAGACGCUAAAAGUAUACAAUAAUAAUAUAACUAGCCAAUGUAAACAUUGUUUCAGAUUCAAUCAUAGCACUGUUAAGUGUAAGAAUUCGAAAGUUUGUUAUAAAUGUGGCCAAACCCAUGAUGGUGGUAUGUGCAAGACAAAUUCAUUAUCAUGCCCAAAUUGUAUUUUUCCAAAUUCAAAGUACGAACAAUCAAAUAUUAUAACCCAUCAAGCUUCAGAUCAAAAUUGUCCAGUAUUCAAAUAUUAACAAGACCAAUUUUUAUCAAAAAUCGAAUUUUAACUAUUUACCUAUUUAAAAACGUAUCAUUUAUUUAUUGCUUUUUAUUAAUCUUCAUUAUUAAUAAAAAAUAUUAAUUAUUUUCGGACUUUAUUUGCCCAUAUGAAUGUUAGAUCACUUACGUCAGGAUUCGAGUCAGUGAAAAAAUAUAUAUUUUGGAUUCUAAUACUGACGUAUUUGGCGCCACUAUCGAUUCAAACACCAUAAUGAUUAAAAAAUUAUCAAGUGGAGAGGGUAGAUCGAAGUAGCAGAGGUGGAGAUAUAAUUUAUAUUAAAGACAGCAUAAAAUACAUUACUCUUUAUAAAAACAUUGAUGUCAAUAUUAAACAGUUAUGGAUACAGAGUAAAUUAUACGGAAACACGUAUAUUAUUAUUAUCAUAUAUAGGCCACCUAAAGGGAAUAUAAAUUGAAGAUUGACCUUUUCUCACACGGUAAUAUUAUAGACAUCUUGUCAGAUCUAUUGGAAUCUUACAAUUUAAAGCAAAUUACAGAUACUCCAACGAGAAUCACAUCUACAACUCAAACACUAUAAGACUUGGUCAUAUUGAGGAAAACUGUGAGCUUAAUUCAUCAAGAAGCCAUUCAUUUACAUGAAAAUUUUGAUCAUAAUCUAGUCUCUGGUACCUUUGAUAAAGAAAAUAG